AUGGCCACCACUGGGAACCUUUCUGAAGAGCAGGUGCACUGCUCCAUCUGUCUGGACGUCUUCACCAACCCCGUCUCCAUCCCCUGUGGGCACAACUUCUGCCAGAGCUGUAUCCUGGGAUAUUGGAAAACCAGCCCGUUGUAUCAGUGUCCCAUGUGCAAGAAGUCCUUCCAAAAGAGGCCUGAUAUCAGUGUGAACACGGUGUUGAGGGAGAUCGCAGAGCAGUUCAAGCAGAUUAAGAUUAAGACCACAGAAGUGAAGUCAUCUCUUUCCUCUUCACCCCCACCAUCAUGGGAGGAGGUCCUGUGUGAUGUGUGCUUAGGGGAGGGCCGACCGAAAGCUGUUAAAUCCUGCCUCGUGUGUCUGACCUCCUUCUGUGAGGAGCAUCUCAAAUCUCAUGCCGCCAGGUUCACCAAGCACAAGCUGAUCGAACCUGUUGCAAAUAUGGAGGACAGAAUGUGUCCCAAGCACGAACGACUCCUGGAGCUGUUCUGUAAGAAAGAUCAGACAUGUGUGUGCGUCCUCUGCACUGAGACGGACCACAGGGCUCACUACACGGUCCCUGUGGAGAGAGAAUGGACUGAGAAAAAGGCGCAGCUGAAAAAGACAGAAAUAGAUGUCCAACAGAUGGUCGUGGACAGAAUAAAAAAGGUGGAGGAGAUCAAACACUCUGUGGAGCUCAACAAAGCCAGUGCUAGAAAAGAGAUUGAGGAAAGCAUGCAAGUCUUCUCAGAGCUGGUGCGCUCAAUCCAGAAGACCCAGGCCGAGCUGGUUUUGGUCAUUGAGGAGAAGCAAAGGCAGACAGAACGGUGGGCCGAAGGCCUCAUCACCGAACUGGAACAGGAAAUCUCGGAGCUGAAGAGGAGGCACUCAGACUUGGAAAACAUGGCUCGGACUGAUCACAUUCACUUCCUAAAGAGCUUCCCCUCCCUCUGCACGACUCCGUCUUUUAAAGACUGGUCUGAAACCAGAAUUCCCACUGACACUUGUGUUGGUUUGAUCCGAAGAUCUGUGUCCAAACUGGAGACAACACUGAAAGAAAUGCUUGACAAACUGUCUGAAAGUGAAAUCAAAAAACUUCAAAAGUAUUCAGUGGACAUCACCCUGGACCCAGACACAGCUAAUCCUUGGCUGCAGCUCUCUCAGGACAGACACCAGGUGAGGCAUCUGGGGGCAUGGCAGGACCUCCCCGACCACCCUGAGCGAUUUGACACCGUGGUCAUCGUUCUGGGUCAUGACGGCUUCACUUCAGGAAGACACUACUGGGAGGUCCAGGUGGGGGACAAGGAUGAUUGGUACUUAGGCGUGGCCAGAUCCUCUGUAAACAGGAAGGGCAGGAUUUCUGUGAGCGCAACCCAUGGCUACUGGGCUCUGGCCAUGAAGAAAGGCCAGGGGUAUCGAGUGUCAACAUCCCCACCAUUACUUCUCUCCCUUGACCCUAAGCUCAAGAAAGUGGGUGUGUAUGUGGACUGUGAGGAGGGGCAGGUCUCUUUCUACGACUUGAAAGCGCAGACCCAUAUUUACACAUUUGAAGAAACGUUCACCGAGAAGAUUCUGCCAUUCUUCUACCUGUACUGCUGCGACAAAGCCUCAGAUACCAUGGUGAUCUGUCCGGUUCAUGAGAAAAGCCUGUAG
Molecule: messenger RNA, 1635 nt
Organism: Nematolebias whitei (Rio pearlfish)
Lineage: Eukaryota; Metazoa; Chordata; Actinopteri; Cyprinodontiformes; Rivulidae
Product: E3 ubiquitin-protein ligase TRIM7
Exons: 7
Coding region: 1-1635 (544 amino acids)
Molecular function (GO): protein binding; zinc ion binding
Source: RefSeq, a predicted model, not a curated record